GUAUGCCCUACAAACAAAACCGUAUGGAAAUUGCAUUUUCUUCGGCACAAAACGUUCCGCACUUGUUAUGGUAGCUUCUUGUCUUUUCAAUGGAAUCGCUGACAUAGCAAAGGCUUCAAACAGCACUGAAAGGUUUCAAUCGACCGCACAAGGGUUUCUUUGGCCUUUAGUUAUCGCACAGCACCCAGCACACAACGAUCAACAUUCGCAAUCGAUUCGCGAGGUUAUAACUGCAGAAUGCACUAAGGCUGCAACACAAUAAAGGCUUUUACUUGAUUUAACAUAUUAAAAUAACUGCUAGAACGUGUGUUUAUCAACGCACAAACGAAACCUUAUCUAUUUUCCAUCUGCCUUUAUCAAUUUACGCGUAACUAUGGCAUCAGAUGACCACUCCAUUUCCAGCAACGAUAGCAGCACAGAUGAAACUUUGGGAGAGGUUCGCACGCUGUUCGUUAGUGGCCUACCAAUGGACGUGAAGCCUAGAGAAAUUUAUUUAUUAUUUCGAAGUUUUCCGGGGUAUCAAGGCUCGUUAUUAAAGAUUACAGGAAAAGAGGGAAAAAAGACCUCGCCAGUUGCUUUCGUGACGUUUGGCUCAAGGGUUCAAGGAGAGACGGCAAAGAGCGCACUCCAUGGGGUAAGGUUCGAUCCAGAGCUACCGACGACCCUGCGGAUAGAAUUCGCGAAAGCCAACACCAAAGUAGCCAAGCCGGUCGCUUUAAAGCCUCUUGUGUUCGGCAAAUUGGUCGGACCUUGUAUUCCCUCGCCUACCAUGCCAUACAGAGAACCUUAUGAAGUGAACGCCAUUAAUGCUUCGAUCUUUCAAACACCGGAAUCUCCAUGGGGUCACCAACCAACUCAUAUUUUUUCAAUCGAUGUAAAUGGGAAUCCAACAACACAUCACCUUCCAUUCGCACCACAAGGAUUAACGACGUUUGAGUUUCCGCCUCCUCAAGCUUUCAUGGCCAAUGGAUCACCCCUGGAACGUUUACCAACAUUAGGCCUUGCCUUGCCUCAUCCACAUUUGCAUUCACCCGUCUCACCGCAUGCACCGAAUCCUUUCAUAACGAACGCAAUGGGGCAAAUGGGACAACGCGUAGACGAUAACCCACCGUGUACCACACUGUUUGUAGCUAAUCUAGGAAGGAUGGCGACGGAGGAGGAGCUGAAACUUGUUUUCGCCGGAAUGCCCGGGUUUCGACGUUUGAAAGUCCUUCGUAACAAAAAGACCGCACCAGUAUGUUUUGUCGAAUUCAUUGACGUAAUUACGGCAAAUCAAGCCAAAGAACUGCUAAAUGGGUAUAUUCUUCGCUCGUCCGAAGCUGGAGGCAUGAGAAUAGAAUUUGCUAAAAAUAAAAUGGUAGGCGAGGGCAUGAUCAUAAUGACACCUUCAUCUCAUCCGCAGGGCAUGAUGAUAAUGUCACCUUCGUCUCCUCCGCAGGGUAUGAUGAUAAUGGCACCCCGCAAAGAAAUUAUGACUGAAAGCUGAGCUUUCUAUCGAUGUAUAUGUCACGUGACAUGUAAUUUAUCGACUCUAAUUUAUUGGACGUGUAAGCAGGUAACAUUUUAUUAUGAAUUUCUUUUAAUUUGAGAUAGUUAGAUUUUGAUUAAUUCGAUGUUUUGGCCAGCAUUCAGACGUCUGUAGAGGUUAACAUCGUUUAAAUAUGUCUUCUUUCCUACAAACGGGUGCUGAUUACCUUUUAGUUUGUUUGUAAAGAUUUUUUCCCAGUACGGCGUAUAUUCGACGAAAUUCUUUGCUGAAGGGCUGCAUUGCUUACAUUUCGGGUUUCUCAGCCCGCUCAAUUUUGCAGGCGUGCUGUGCUGUUUGUACCAUGCUCUGUUAUAUAUGUUUUUGCAAGCUAUGGGUGCUUAGUUUUCAACUGCUGCUCCUCAUCUAUAGUUGCUUUAGUCUUAUAAUCUAGCCUUCUUGAAACUUCAUAGCUGCCUUUUUCGAGCCUGCUCAACCUCAUCCAGGACACUUAUCUUAACUAAUCUUAACUAAUCUUACUUAAUCUUACCUAACAUUGCCUUAUCAUUCCUGAUCUUGAAGUUCACAAGCUAAUCUUGUCAAAUCUUGAAAUUUGAUUAUAUUAAUCCUACUUAACCUUGAAAAUUCCCUUACCUUAUAAUACCUAAUCUCAAAAAUUCAGGGUCUUCCGUAAUUUUAAAAAUUGUGUUCUACCUUUCCAAUGAACAAGUAGUGACGUGAAAGUAAAAUGAAAUUAAAAUGAUAUGAGUAGAGGCAGUUUCCCUCCCGUAUUUACUUUGGUGCGAUUUUCCAACAAAAUUUUAAACGUUUAAAAAAGGACAACUUAUAACCCGGUCCACAGAUGAAUUACAAAUAUUUUCUAUCUAUAUUCUCAAAUGCCUAUGAAAUUACAUAGCUUAGCUAAAUCGAAAAACACAUUUCUCAAAUCGAAUCCAGUUUCCAAAAAAUGUGUAACUUAAUCUAGAUUUUGAUAAGCCAAAAAAUAGACUCUAGUUCUUUAUGUUGUUCAAAGUAGAUGUGAAAAUUUGUCAAUCUGAUUUUUAAAUGGAGCACGACCCUGUUUGUUACUAUUUGUUUGUUAUUAAUAAUUUGAGAUUCAGUAGAAGGUCAAUUUUAGUGUCGUAGAUGAGCUGAUAGAAUGUUGGUGCCAGAACAAGAUUAAGAGCUGGAGCUUAGGACUAUUUUCUGAAUUAAGACAAAUUAGCUGGAUAGAUUUCAUAAAUUUGAAACUUUUAACAAAGUUGGCAUGCCUUACUUGGCUUUCUUUUCUAGAGUUUUGCAGCCUGUUUCCUUAAUGAAAAAUAUAAUAACAAAAAAAGAUAAACAAAAUAUUUUGUUUAUUCAGCAAGAAGUCUUAUUCAAUUGCUUUAUUAAGCUUCCCUUUCUGCUUGUACUCUGCCUCCAUUUUUAUAAUAUGUCUCAAGAGUGCAUCGACGUUAUCUGAUAUUUCGAUUUACCCACCCCCUAUUUCGUGUAUGCACCCCCCUGUUCUAGUGCCAACAUUACCUUAAAGCUAUUACUUUUUCGAUUACUGCUUAAGCUGUAUAUUGGUCAAAAUCAUUAAUGGUUGCUCACGUGACAUAACCAUGUUUUCCUUAUAUGGUCAGCACAAAUAUCAAUCGCUCGCUAGUUACAUUCAAUUCAAUUAAACUGCAACCGAUCAUCAUCAGACAUUCUGUACACGUGUAUCAGACAUUCUUGAAAUUCUUUGCAAACAUGUGAAGCAUUUCAAACUACGUGAUUUAGAUGUCCAUGAAAAGAUCUAACUUGGAACGUCAUCGAUGCCAAAUAAAGAAUUGUUCAAAAAACUCACAUAAUCCAGUAUAGAUUACUUUAAUUAAGAAGAAUAUCCGGAGAAUAGCUACUCCUCCCAUUAAAGAAACAUUUCACUGAUAAACAAAUUUGUUUGUAUUUUGCUAAAGUUUGCUACUAGAUCCCAGGCUCUUAUUUUAUGAAGGUCACGUGAGCAUCCUUUUUAUUUAAUUUGCUUAGGAUUUUUAAUAUUCUCCUUUUUAUUCAAAUAUUAUCCGAUUGAAGAUAUUUCCAAAUCGUAAUUUAUUGCUGAAACUAGUGUAAUAGUGUAUGUAAAUCUGCUUUGGCUUUUCUUAUUACUCAAUUAAACAAUCGAAUUUUCAACUUGAAAAUAGAA
Messenger RNA from Rhopilema esculentum, 3635 nucleotides. RefSeq lists its product as uncharacterized. The record is from RefSeq and is a predicted model, not a curated record. Lineage: Eukaryota; Metazoa; Cnidaria; Scyphozoa; Rhizostomeae; Rhizostomatidae. Gene Ontology annotation, molecular function: RNA binding.